Messenger RNA from Aspergillus glaucus CBS 516.65, 699 nucleotides. RefSeq names its product glycosyltransferase family protein. The annotation marks the transcript as partial. The transcript is spliced from 2 exons. NCBI's taxonomy places the organism in Eukaryota, Fungi, Ascomycota, Eurotiomycetes, Eurotiales, Aspergillaceae. Gene Ontology annotation, cellular component: UDP-N-acetylglucosamine transferase complex. The record is from RefSeq and is a predicted model, not a curated record. Gene Ontology annotation, biological process: dolichol-linked oligosaccharide biosynthetic process.
UCAAUCUCUCAGAACACCAAAUUACCGAAAUGUCGACCAAAACACAGUCCCAUCCACCUCCUAGUCGUCCUGGGCAGCGGCGGACAUACUGCUGAGAUGUUUUCUAUGCUACGACGGAUGCAACUUAAUACAUCCAGGUAUAGCUACCGAACCUACGUCGUGAGCUCGGGGGAUGACUUCAGCGCCGCAAAGGCAAUCGAAUUCGAAAAGAGUCUCCAAGGCGAAGAAGAUGAUACCUCCUACACCAUCGUCACCGUCCCGCGGGCACGUCGCGUCCAUCAGUUUUUCUUGACCGCGCCGCUUUCUACCCUUCAGUGCUUCUGGGCCUGUGUCCGCGUGUUGUGCGGUCGGUAUCCGGAUCAGAAGCCGCUUCCUUUGUGCUACUCUUCAUAUCCGGAUUUGAUCUUGACAAACGGACCCGCGACGGCUGUUUGUGUGAUACUGGCUGCCAAGUUUCUACGUUUGUUCAGUCGCUAUGCGAUGAAAGAAAAGAAACAAGGAGACAAGCCGACUGUUCAGGAUAUCCGGCUGCGCACUAUCUUUGUGGAAUCGUGGGCCCGGGUUACCACGUUGAGUCUCUCUGGCAAGCUCUUGUUGCCUUUUGUCGACCGGUUCCUUGUGCAGUGGCCUGCAUUGGGGGGAAAGGCUGCUUGGUGGAGUACGAGGAAGACGGAGUAUGCAGGCGCGCUGGUAGACUGA